Molecule: messenger RNA, 8432 nt
Organism: Manduca sexta (tobacco hornworm)
Lineage: Eukaryota; Metazoa; Arthropoda; Insecta; Lepidoptera; Sphingidae
Gene: pHCl-1
Product: glutamate-gated chloride channel
Exons: 15
Coding region: 534-1958 (474 amino acids)
Biological process (GO): signal transduction; nervous system process; chemical synaptic transmission
Cellular component (GO): membrane; synapse; neuron projection
Molecular function (GO): transmembrane signaling receptor activity; extracellular ligand-gated monoatomic ion channel activity; neurotransmitter receptor activity
Source: RefSeq, a predicted model, not a curated record
UGGCGGACUGGCGCUGCAGUGAAUUGCGUAACAAAAGCACACUCGCCUCCCAACGCUACGCUGAAAACUUUCGCCCGGUCCGCGCCUACGGGAUGGAGGAGCGAAAAACGAAGUAACUUUCCCGCGGUGCGCGUUCCCUCUUUCUGCCGUUAAAAAUUGUUUCUUUUCACGCUGGAUACUUCAGAGGACAUUCGGACUUCAGCAUCUGCCUUUUCUUUUUAGUUCUUGAAGUUUCCUGAUAAAGUUGACUGUGGUGAAUCGUGACCCAUGCGGGUUCUACCGACCACAAGUAAAAUAGUGUGGACGUUCUGAGUGUGUUGUGUUAUUCUCUUUGUUUUGCUUUGCUAACCGGCGAGUGGUGGAGGCCGUUGGCCGGUGGGACCGCGCUGGUGGUAGGAAUCGAUACUGCGGCGGGAGCGGCGAAGAUAUUUCCAGCGACAUGUAGAUAUUGGCGGUUACGGCGAGAGCGAGCGGUUGGAUCCACCACUCCACAUGCCGAAAACACUCCGCAGUCAGCAGAAAGAUGUCCUAAUAUGGGUUGGUCAUGCGUCGUGGCACGCGUUGUGGCCUUCUUCCUCAUGCUCAACGGGGUAUCUGCUCUCACAUCCGACAUUUUUGCUGCGGGAAAGUCGGACAAAGAGAUAUUAGACAACCUUCUGAAAAACACCCGCUACGACAAAAGACUGCUUCCGCCAGUAGAUGAUCCAGAAUUCUGUUGUGGUCUAACUUCUCCCAACGACUCUUUGGCACAAAGUAAGGUCGGCUUUCCAUCGCUCCGGCCUCGGUCGCACAAUCGUGGUGUACUCACCGUUAAUGUUAGCGUGCUACUUCUAAGCUUAGCUUCUCCAGACGAAUCUAGUCUUAAAUACGAGGUGGAAUUUUUACUUCAGCAGCAGUGGUAUGAUCCGCGAUUACGGUACUCCAAUCAGUCUCAUUACGAUUACCUGAACGCUAUCCACCAUCACGAAGACAUUUGGCUGCCCGACACAUACUUUAUCAUGCAUGGAGAUUUUAAGGAGUAUUCUGAACAUUCACGGGAUCCAAUAAUACCAAUGCAUUUCGCGUUGCGUAUUUAUCGUAAUGGAACUAUUAACUAUUUAAUGCGGCGGCAUCUCAUCUUAUCCUGUCAAGGACGGCUCAACAUCUUUCCAUUUGAUGACCCAUUGUGUUCAUUUGCCUUAGAAAGUAUAUCUUAUGAGCAGUCAGCGAUAACGUAUGUUUGGAAGAACGAUGAAGACACUCUUCGAAAAUCGCCUUCUUUAACUACUCUAAACGCAUACCUCAUCCAAAAUCAAACCAUCCCCUGCCCUAUCAAGGCUAGUUGGAGAGGUAAUUACAGCUGCCUCAAAGUGGAUCUCAUCUUUACGCGGGAUAGAUCUUUUUACUUCACAACAGUUUUCAUUCCGGGGAUUAUUUUGGUGACAUCAUCAUUUAUUACUUUUUGGCUGGAAUGGAAUGCAGUGCCUGCUAGAGUCAUGAUAGGUGUAACUACAAUGUUGAACUUUUUCACAACAUCGAACGGAUUUCGAUCCACGUUGCCAGUCGUCUCUAACCUGACUGCAAUGAACGUGUGGGACGGUGUGUGUAUGUGUUUCAUUUACGCCUCCCUCUUGGAGUUUGUGUGCGUCAACUACGUCGGCAGAAAACGACCACUCCACAACGUGGUCUACAGGCCCGGAGAGAAUCCGGUGACACAGCCUGGAGACAAAAAGCGGGAGUCGACAGGUGCGGCCGAUUUAGUUUCGUGUACUGCCUGUACAGGAGCUCCUGGCUCAUGUACGCACACUGCAAACAAUGGCGGUGUAUCGGAGCCAUGUUUCGUCCAGGUCCGCAAAAAAGAACCGCCGCACCCAAUUCGAGUGGCGAAGACCAUCGACGUCAUCGCCCGAAUCACGUUCCCCACCGCUUAUGCCGUGUUCCUCAUCUUCUUCUUCAUUCACUACAAAGCGUUUUCUUAAUGCUGCCUCUACUUUACCGCUGCUACUGGCUUUGUGUGAACGGAUGAUGAUUGCGUGUUUUUAUAUUUCGUAUUUACCAAGAUACAUAUACCUAUUGUACCAGUUCGAUAUACACACACUGCAAUAUUUAUGACGAGUUGACGUCAAUGAUUUGUGAAUAAACUGUAGUGAUCGUAAGGGACAUAAUAUUAUGUAUGAUCAUGGAACAUGAUGCAUUGUCGAGGAACUGUCGCUGUAGCUAACGAUUGUCGAUUGACGGUACAGGCAUGCGAAUUUUCUAUGAGUUUCAAAAAAAUUCGAGAGAAAUUAUUUAUACUUCAGUGCGUAAAACUACAUGAAUACUACAUGGCUAUUAUUAUAUAAGUCAAUGAGGGAUCAUUAGCCACGUAAAUGCUAUGUAAAUCUCGGUAUCUAUAAGAUUCAGCGCUCUCUGGCGGGAAGGCUUGACACAGAAUAUUUAGGUAACGAAUAGUACUUUGCCCUAAUAUUAUACCAUUACGGUUGAAAUUUCAUGAAUAAUCGUUGUGGCUAAAACAAGGCCUCGGUGCGCUGAUAUCAGCAUGCUUUAUGAUGCAGUUGAAUAGCAAUGGCCGUCAGUAUGCGCUUGCAUGUAGAGAUGUAUCUCUCGCCAUACCUUCCUGCCAGUGUGCGCCGGUCCCCAGGAGUCCACUACUACGGUCAUCGCUAUUGAAUACAGGGUGUUUUGUAAAGCUACAUGAUAGCAAAAAGCAAGUGACAUGGUAUAUGAUUGUCACCUAACUAGAACAACUACAGUUCUAUAAGAAUCAAUCAUGUAUUACUGACUCUUCAGGAACGAGGAAGGGAAGACUUACUAAUUUUUGAAACAGUAGAUGGACCGUGGACCUGGCUCAUUUACGCUUUAGACAAUCUUGGCUACGGCGCAGCCCCACUCAUAGUGAUAUGUUAUAAAAAAUCUAUUUCAAACUUAGAGAUAUUUAGUACAGUUGUAUUUAUUGCUUUUAAGUUUAGAAAAUUACUAUAGUAAGAUAGAUAAAAGACAUGACUUUUUAUAUUAAUUAGGAAUAAUCACAAUAGCUCUUAGUUUACUUUUGUCACGUACACCUGCAUGAUGCAUGGGAUGAAUAAUGUUCUCGACAUGGGCAGUGUGCAAUGGGCAACGGCCAUGUUGUUCUGAUUUGUAAGUUUACGUUAAAUACUCGUGUUGUAAGAAGUUAUGCUCGUAUGUAGAUGCGUAGGUAAAGCUCAAGUCGUUAUAUUUUUUUAAUUCUAAUAUACUCGAUGGCGUAUGAGUUGUCACUGAAUUUAGAGGUGUAUGCUGUUUAAACAAUAUUAUAUUGUUUAUUUAAUGUACCUAGUUAUAAUGUGUUCGUACCGUUUGUUUAACCUCGUACCAUGAACAUGCCUUCUAUUUGUGAAAGCAUUAUUUUUGCCUGAAUAAAAUCUAGUGAUUAAAAAAACUUGGUGUAAUGUGCCGCUGGCUGUAAAUAUUUAAUAUGAAUUACACCUAUUGAUACGUAAGGUUGCUGUUGACAUAAAUUUAAUUAAAUUGUAACGAGAUACUCGUGAUAGUAUCUAAAUAUUGUGCUGUGAGACCAUACCGUCACCUUAUAUGUUGCGUAGGUAGAUCGAUGCUAAGUUAAUUAUAAUUAUUAUACCUAAUGUUAAUCCUUAACUCACCGUAAUAAUAAAACAUAGCAUUCACGUAAAGCUAGCUGCUGUCCUUAUAGUAUAAUAUAUAUUAUAAACAAGCAAAGCUCUCCGUCUGUGCGUAUGUUAACAAAAUUAUAUAUUUUGCAAUCAAUUAUCCAUUUUGUGAAAAAUAUUAUCGCAUUAAUGCCGAUAUGUAUUCGGUACUUACACACUCAAUAUUUUCUUAUAAAAUAUAUUGUCAUCGACAGUAUGCCUUUGGCUAUAAGUGUGGACCAACGAGUCUAAUGUUUUGGAUAUUAGAUUUUAUAUACGAAAUAUUAAAUACAAUAACAAUUAAGAAAACACGUUUUGGCUGUGCUUAAAACACAAAAUGAUUGUAAUAAAUUAUUAAAUAAAAACAGGUAUAUACGUAGUAAUUACUAAGUAUAUACCUAUAUAUUGUGUAAAUUUAAAACGCCAUACUUGUCAGGUAAGUUCACAGAUCCCAAGAAAUUACACUCAUCACAUACCCAACUAAACUAACGGUUGAGAUGCACGAAAACUUUUGUUACAUCGUACUACUGAAUAUUAAUUUCAUCAAUUCAGUUUAUAGGUCGCACAAGUGCAAUUUAGCGCUAACUUAUUAUUAUUAUUAAUUAUAUAUUAUUAUUAACUAAUUCUUAUACUGUUUUUUUUUUAAAUAUCUAAUUUUAAUAAUAUUUAAUCAUUAAAUCACGGCUAACCAAUAUUAACGUGACGUAUCACAUCUGUACAUUAAUUUCUGGAAAAUAUCAAAUAUGUCUACAUUUUUACAUAAGUUAAGUAGUGCGAAUUUGGACAUGAUAUCAACAAAUACAAAUGAGUAUUUUGUGAACUUGGUAUGUAACAGUAAAAUAACCAUUAUUUAUACCAGUUUUCAUAGUUAAAUGUAACAGAAUUUUUCGUGUAUCCGUUACUCAUAUCAUUAAAUAUUUUUUGCCUAAGAUAAUAAGUAUUAUGAUUUUCUUUGCAUGUAUGUUCGUAUAAGUUAACGCUUGUUUAAAGGAUAGAUAUUGUAUAUUAUCCGGGCUCAACUCUUGUGCAUUUGUUAACUAACGAGUCAAUUUUACCUAAAUUUUCUGAAGUAUAUAAUAUAAAUUCGAAUGGUGCGUUUCUACUAUAUAAAUAAAUUAACUAUAAAGUAUAAAGAUAUUUACGUUCGGCAAACAAUAUUAAUGUUUCCGUGAUAUAUAAACUGUGGUUUAAUUGUUUAAGAUCAGAAAUUAUUUAUAGCAUUUCUUUGUUUAUGUUUCUUCAAUUAGUAUUUUCUGGUCUGAGUUUAAAUGAAAACAAAUGUAUCAUUUUUUUUACUUAGUACUUACUUCAAAACUAAACCUGUAUUUUGUAUUUGAUUAAAAUUAACAACGUUGCUAAAUAUAUGUAUAAUUUUCCAGAUACUUAUAUUCAAGUUUUAACAGGAUUUCUUAAUUUAUUUCAUUUAUAAGUAAUUCUAACAUGUCAAUGGCCAAUUCUUACUCCUUGUAAGAAUAAAACGAAUUAAAUUAGAUUAGUCAAAUUAAAAAUGACUUUAAUAAAUAAAGACUUAAGUACUUACAAUCAAUUAUGUGGACAAUGCAAUGCCAUAAACCGUGAAAUACAAUUAUAAUUGUUGAUAAAGGUAAAAUAUUAUUAAACUAAUUUAUAUAAUCAUCCCAAAAUUUACAAAUAACAAUUUCAAUUAUAAUAUGGUUCUUUGGGACUAAGGCGGUGGCGAAAGAUUAAAAUAUAAAUUAUCGUGCAAAUCCUUGGCUGAUUCAAAUACUGCCUUAUAACUAAGUACUUAUAGUAAUUGAAAUAUUUGAUAAAAUAUUGUGAAAGGGAUAUCUCCACUACAGGUGAUGUUAGAAAUAAAGCAAUCACACGUAUACCACUUAAUCUGUAUGAAUAUUACGAACCUUUACAGAUAAAUAAUAGAAAUAUGUUGAGAUUAGAGAGUGCUACAGGGCUGAAUAUCCAGUGAAUAACCAACUCUGCAAUGAAACCAUGUCUUUAUUUAGAUAUAUGUCAUUGAUAAUCUUUAUUUAUGAAUUGUUAUUAUAUUUUCUGGCUACGUAAAUAUAUAACUUAUAUUUAACACAAUACCACAGAAAUAAAGCUAUAAUGUUGAACGUAAUAUUAUUUUGCUAAUAAACAGUCUUGAUAAAAAUCUCGCAAUUGCACUGUCGGCUAUAGGAUCGAAGAUCAAGAUAGAUGUGCCUAGUUUAGUUCUGUAGUACUCCUGUCAUGGUUGUUAUAAAGUCCUUCUAUUAUUUAAAAGUUUUAAAGGUUAAAUAUAUAUCAAAACUUAGAAAAAUAUACUUAUGUUUAAUGCUGUCGUCUCUCUGUGUCUAUAUUAUGUGAAUGGCGUUAUACUAAUAAGUCCGUGUUUUCACAGGAUAUAAAAUCAGUUUUUUUUAACUAAAUUCACUGACCUAAAUCAAAAUUUUUACGUUUUAUUUAUUUUGAUAAAAAGUACUUAUUUACAAUAAACUGAAUAAUUUUAUUCUUAUGAGAUUAGUAUACAAAUCAAAUGACUAUGGGAAAUCUUUAUUUGAUUUUGGUAUUUUUUUUUAAAGUCAAGUGCGUCACAUGCACUAGCUUAGCGGACCAUACGUUGAGUAGAGCUGGCCGCACCGCGCAAUGGAGAAUUUCUUGCAUCAAGUUCGUAGGACAGCACCGAGUACCUACGACAGGUUUUAGGAUAAAAAUGAAAUCAAAUUGAUAUAGGAGGUAAAAACUAUUAUUUCCCGUAGAAGAUACGGACUUAUCAAGUCGCCUCUGAGGAUAAUUUAAUUAUUACCGUUCAAUGAGAUUUAUUAUAUUGUUUCCUUCCAAAAAAUGAAACAAAUUAUAAAUUUGCUAAAUAUUUUAUAAUACCUAUCUAAAAUAUAAGGUAAAAAUAACAUAUCAUUCGCCUUAUAAGGUCCUUCUUUGUAAGUAUAAUAUUAUAUUUUGCUUUUUCUAUAUAAUGUUGUAUAAAUACUUAUUUCAUAAACUUAAAGGCUACUUAAUAACUUAAUAUUUCAUCGUUGAAACUUAUGUCCCCAAAAAAUAAAUUUAUAUUAUCUAAUAUGUUUUUGUAACUAUGUAUCUCUACUGUCUUUAUCGUGUAACCUGCUCUGUCCGUAUUUAAGUUCCUAUCGUGUAAUAAUGAUACAGGUAUACUUAGAUUGCUUUCCUUUGUUUUUUACUCGGUGUCACUUUAUCUUCUUUAUAUAAAUAUCAGUAUCACCAACAAGUCUAAACAUUGCAUAAUAUCAACCUUUAUUUUAUAUCAUAUUAUUGUAAUAAUGUCAAAUUAUUUGACUAGAAAUGCACCAAUUGUGAUUUUAGACUUUAUUAAAUACAGCUAAAGACUGUCAGACUUAAUUAAAUACAGAUAACAAUCUGCAUAACUUAUAAUCUCUGUACCUAUAUAAUAUUAUAAAUUGCAACUUAUUAUUUACUGCUAUAUUCUUAAAUAACAUUCGGAGUAUUUAGACGCUUUUUCACGAAAAUACGAAAUUGUUUUUAUUUUAAUCCGAAAUAUGCAGCCGGAUAUUGUUAAUAGCCUAGGUAGGCCAGACAUCCGUACAUACGAUUAAUAUCCGUCAACUUCUAACGACAAUUGAAAUCAGGGCCUUUGCUCUAUUGAACCUCCACACUCGAUCUGUUGAUCUUUGCCUUGCUCAUUGCCUUCCAUGAUUAAGUAAAUAUUCUGGCCACGUAGUCCGCCUAACCAUGUCACCAACCUACUCUUUUUUAUUCACGAAUUACUCAGAGCUACUUGUGUAGACCGUUUUAGUCCUUGUCAAAUAAAGUUUCUAAUCAUAUUACCUACUCAAAGUAGGUACUUAACUCAAAAUAUAGCUCCGUUCUACCGUUCGCAACUAUAUUGUUUUUAAAGACUUACUCCAUGAGGAAUUACUAUGACUCGACUCCCUGGAUCAUUAUGAUGUCACUAAACUGAUCUAUCUAAGGAAAAUUGCCUUUCGCCUUGUUUCGUAAAUGAGCGUCUAAAUAUAAUUGUAAUUAUUGCCCACUCAUAUACUCGUAUAAGAAUCGCUUGCUAGCACUACCUAAAUUUGUAAUAUUUAAGUUUAUUGUUGUAAAGAUAUCAUAGUUGAUGAACAUUAAUAUAAUGUUUAGGUAGUUGUCUCAGAAUAUAUACUAUUUUUUGCAGCAUAUUAUUAGGUUUAUUAAGCUUUAAAAUACGCACUUGACUUUGGGCAGGCUUAUGAUAAUUGAGAGAAUCCUAAGCUUAUUAAGUAUAUUCCAAUACUUGCUAUACUGUGUGUCAAAAUUACUAAAGUUGAAUUUAUUACUAACAGAUAGUAGAAUUAUAAAUAUAAGGUGUCUGCCGGCAGAUUAUUGUCUUUUAAAAAAUCAAAAAUAAUCAGCGAUUGAAAAAUUAUAUGAUAUUUUAAGAGUUUAAUAAUGCGGAUUUUAUAAUUGGGAGAGGAUAACCAAAUGCUAUCCAGUAAGCGUUAUAACUCCUCCAAUCUGACGCACAUUUUGCCGCAGUCUCCUUAUCUAAGCAAUGAGGUUUGUCAUGAAAAAUUUUCUUGUCAACCAUUUAUUUGUUGUCGAGAACUUAGUGUAUACUCUAAAAAAGAGUUAAUUCCACAAGAAAAGGUCAUAAUGGAUCAAUAAAUCAAAUUGUUUGGCAAAGGCAUGUCAUCAAAGCGACCGCCGAUUUUCUCAGGAACUCUAUAUAAGCCUCAAAUGAAAGUAAACGGUGCGGUCCAGUUCAUUGAUUAAUUGCUAUAAAAAAUGUAAAAUAUCUUUUCUAUCAUCUUGCUAUGGUUCGAAUACAAUGCGAAUUUAUAGUCAAAAUUGUGCCUGCGGACACUCUAUGUAUCAAAA